AUGGUUUGGGGGGGAUCUGGAUCUAGGCUCGUGGCAGCAGCGGCCUUUGCUUUAUUCUAUGGUGGCCAACACCAGGUGUCUGCUACCUACUGCAAUAACACUGUCACCGAGUUUAUCACGUCAAAAUGGACCUAUAUGCAGUUAUCCACUGUCUAUCAGCCGGGGAUAGAACACACUUACACGACUACUGAGACCUGCUACGUUACAAUUACUGAGCAUCCUCAUCCGGUUACUGUCACGCAAACGCUAGUCAUCAAUUCAACCCAUACAGAGACCUUACCAAUCACCGUUGUUGAAACUGAAACGGCGACGACAACCGAUUUGAAAACGACUACGGAUCUGGAGACAACGGUCAAGACAGAUACAAGUACUGAGACUACAGUGACAACGGAUUGGCAGACACAAACAUAUACUUCAUACAUCACGGAAACAACCUCAUUGCCUGGUACCACCGUAACUGCGAAUGGAACAACGAUCACAAUGCCUCCGGUGACGGUUGUCAACACCUUUACAACAGUCUUUACGACUACUGAAAAAGUCACAGACACCGAAACUGCGACGGCGACAACAACGGCUACCACCACCUCAGUAUCCACCACUACUUCUGUCUCCACAGCCACUAGAGAUGUGACUCGGACCUCCACUGUUACCGAUUGGAAGACAAUUGUCACGCCAAUAUACAUCACAAAGACCACAAUCAAAUAUAUUCCUACAACUAAGCUUUUAACUACUACAAAGUCAAAGACAAUAGUAUCAAGCGAGUAUAUCACGACAAGCGUCUUAGUAACAGUAUUGACAACCCUCACAUCUCAAACGACGCUCACCACCAAGGAGACUUAUCUUAGCACUAUCACUGAGAAAACCACUGAGAGGAUCACCGAGAAGUUCACCGACACGACCACCGCAACAGAGACUAGCACCACAACUGCAACAAGCGUUGUAACCUCAGUUACCACAUCUGAAACAACUUAUUAUUCUCCUACGACGGUUUAUCAGACUACAGUAGAAACUCUGCCAGGGACAACAAUUACGACAAGUUAUCCUGUGACAACAAGUGUUCUGGUAACUGAUACGGAGACAUUCACGACCAUUCGCACAGUUUUCCAAGAUGUUUACGUUACGAUUGAUAGACCUGUUACUACCACUGAAAGGUAUACUAGCACAACGACUGCCACAAGUAUGGUGACUUCAGUUGUUACUUCAGAGACCACUUAUUUCGUCCCGACAACCCUAUACUCCACGUUCACAACGACUACGCAACUCCCAGGGACAACAGUCGUUCUCACCACAAGCUAUCCGGUAACUACAAGCGUUCUUGUAACCGAUUUCGAGACAUAUACAACAGUUCAGACCGUCUUUCAAGAUGUGCUCAUCACAAUUGACCGACCCGUCACUACAACUGAGAGGAUUACAACCACGACACCUGUCACAUUGACUGAGACUGAGAGAAUCACAACUACAACUCCAGUGACAGUUACUGAAAGUUAUACCAGUUUUGCAACUGUAACAACUGUGGCGACCUCAGUAGUUGUGAAUUGGAGUGUGGGAGAAUAG
Molecule: messenger RNA, 1554 nt
Organism: Morchella sextelata
Lineage: Eukaryota; Fungi; Ascomycota; Pezizomycetes; Pezizales; Morchellaceae
Exons: 1
Coding region: 1-1554 (517 amino acids)
Source: RefSeq, a predicted model, not a curated record